CACGCCUUCCUUAUGAGAAAUAUUAUCCACCAUCACAAUAAUCAGAAGAAUUUUAGAAGAGAUUUUGGGACAGAAGUUGGGCUCAACACCAACCAUCAGGCUCUUCUUGAUACUUCAGAGAUUUUAGAAUCUUCCACUAAAUCUGCCACCACAGAUGAUCCCCAGCUGACCAACCUUUCUGGCUCAGAGGGAACAGAGGACAUCCUACCAUUGCCAGACUUGUAACAGAAAUGGCAACCACUGCAGAUUUGACCAUAGAGGCAGAGCCUAGGAUUGUGGAGAUUGCAGAUGAGGAUUCAGCUAAGUCCUGGAAGAAGCCUCACAAUCCUCUUGAAGACAAAUUGCUCAGAUAUAUCCGGGACACAGAGCGACUUGCAGAUGAGGUAAUUGUGAAAGAAGGAGCAAUAUGCCUCACAAGAGCAGAUUUUUUGACUUUGGGCGUAAGAAGGGAAAUGGAGUGUGAGAUUGGAAAUGCCUGCAUGAGACUCAUCUAUGAAGAGGCUCGAGCGCAUGGCAACAACAUUUACAUUGCUGACUUGUAUGUAGUUGCCACAUGGAAAAGCAGUAAAGAUCCUCUAGCCUAUUUUCCAAAUAAUGCUGACUUGAUGGAUGCCCUUGUGCUUCCUGCAUGGAUACAAGCCACUGUCUCAGACCAUUAUGUGAAUAUUGCACAAAGUCUCAACCCAGCACAAUGGACAGAAGUAACAGGAUUGGAUAUUGGGGUCCUGCCUCAACAGAACAACAGCAACGAUUGUGGAAUUUUCAUGCUCAUGUAUGCCCUCUACAAUGUGCUGGACAUUCCAUUCAACUUCUCACAGGUGGUCUUCUACAUUUUGUUACUUUACAUUUUUAAUAAAGUACUUUAUUGCUGGCCAUUGAAUUCUAACAAUACAAAUGAAAUACUAAUGUAGUAACAUUUCAAUUUCUGUUAGCUUGACAUGCAUUAAAUCAGGGAGUGGUGGAGCCUGCGGCCAACUGAGCGGUUUGGGAUACAUGGGUAUGUGAAUCAUGUUCUGCACAUCUUAGUUUGACAUUUCAUUCUUGAAGUUUCUCACCAACAAAAAUUAAUGACCAACUGAGGCACUUUAGCAAUCCAUCUGCAUACUCACACUCUCAAUUUUGUGUUUUCUGACAGUUUAUUUAGAUGGAAUAAAGAAAUACAUUUUUCAGUGCUGUCUUUUGUGACAAACAGUACUUGCAAUAUCGAUGGCCAAUAAAUAUAUAUUUUUUCCUCUCUCCUUUAAAAAGGGAAAAGGUUUAAAACCCAUGGAAAGGUUUGCUCACCGGACCAAGGAGGCAAAGUCCCUCUGUGAAGGGAAACUUCUGCCACUUUAUAGGGCUUUUCCUUGUGUAACCAAUGACCUGCCACAGCAUGUUGUUGCCACAAGUGCUCGGGGGUCUUUAAAUCAGGCACUUGUAGACUACAUAGUGGCAACAAAAGCAACAGAUAGCCACAUUCAUUCCAUCAUCAGUGGGCAAAAGAACUCAAAGUGGCUUGACAGUUAUUCUGAUCAGUCUGUCAAAAUAACCCUGUGCCACUUUACAUUAAGGAUGAGGAUCAAAUUGAUUCACUUUUCCUUCACCUCUCCUCCGUUCUAAGACCCCCCCAUAGUGAAUCAACUUAUUUGGCAGAUCAUUUGUGGUUGCUUAGUACUUGAAUACAAUUUAAUUUUGACAGUUGUUAACAUAAUUCUAAUAACUAAAUGCACAUGAGUGUGUUCAAAUAACCACUUUUUUUUAAUUGUAAAAAAAUUAAAAGGGUUUGUUCACUUGUAAAAUAAAGUUGACACUUUCUGUAUUUUAGUACCAAAACUAGCAAAGGAAGCCCCCUGCAUCUGCCUUUGCAAUACCUUCAGAUAAUUUAGCAUUUUAUGGAAUACAUGUCACCAUUUAAAGAGCCCAUAUUGUACAUGAAAAAGGGUCAUAUUUCGGUUAUAUGGGUCUCCAACAACAUACUGAUAUGCAUGCAAGGUCAAAAAACACCUUCAUAGUCUUAUAAUAUGCAUUUAUUGUUACCCAAUUAUCCCAGCGACUUCCAUAUGAAUCGUUCAGCGAUUCAUUUGUUCCCAAACCCCUCCUUAGCGUGAAGCUAAUCUGCGGUGAUUGGACCGAUGACAGCCUGUUGCGAUUGGUCCACAGCAUUCAGCGCUAGACAAAUGCCUAGCGUGGUUUGUCAAGCCCCCGGCGGACGGGCCCGCGUGAUAACCCCGUGACCGUCAUAACCCCCGCAUGGGAAGUAUGAACGGCACUUAGCAGUAAAAAUGAAACCGAUAGCGUGCAUAUCAUUUACUGAGUGUGAUUUCCGUGACCGAGCUUUUCUCAGCUGUAACUUAGAUCAUUUCUAUUUGCAAUUUUUGCUGUGGCACCUCUUGCUUGAAGUGUUAUAUGUUCUCAGGGCUUACCUGUACUCUGCUUUGCCCAAAUAUCCCAUCCCCAGCCAGGGGGUUGUAGUGCUCACCAGCGCAUAGCAGGCUGCCUUUGCGCCUAAUAAACUUGCCUUGGUGUAUUGUCUUCCCAUUCUCACAAGUCUUAUACACCAGUCUUUUCUUAUCCUUCCUUUAACAAACGAAUGAAUCGCCCACUGUAAGCGUGUAGACUGCUGAAUCAAUUAUUUCCCCUCACACUUCCAAUAAUAUCCAGGUAAACACAGCGUCUUCUUGACUUAUGACUUCAGGAUCUGUUUGUCGGCUGUGUUAGUGGGCAGGGCGCAGAUUUAAAUUUUCCUCGGUUUGCGCCCAUAACAACUAUGUUUCAUAGUCACGUCACGCCGAAACAGCUAAAGACUCGUUAUGAAGACGAUUCAUUCUAACCACUAUGAGUCGACUCUUUUUUUUAAGAUGAAUCAAUAGUUUUAAAAACUGUCCACUUUCAGAUUUAGGCCUUCGCUGGAUAUUUCACUUCAUUUAGAUCUGUGUUACACACUACAUGGAAGCUCCUUUUCGAAAACCCACAAUAGGGGCUCUUUAAUGUUUAUUUAUUUUAUAUAAAUUAAUAUUUUAAUGGCUCUUUUAUUGCCUUUGGAUAGUUAGCUAACAAAUUCAUCUAAACAAUGAAAUUGCUUGUCAUUUUGAUAAAACUUUAUUUAUUGUAUUAUUUACAGGUUUGAUUUGUAGAAUUAUUAUCAAUAAUCAACACCUGAAUCAAAAGAAAUGUGAAGAUACGCAAGGCAUACUUUGUAAUGUUCAUCUCUCUCUUUUUUUUUGUUAAAUCUGAAGGUUAUGCAUAUGUGUUAGAUACUAAUGUGUUGUUGUUUUUAAAAGCUACAGUUCUCCAUACAGUAAUACAAGACCCUGUGACGGUGGCUGAGUAGAGACUGAUUGAGAUGAUGUAUUUCUAGAGUUGGUGGAAUGACCAAGCACACCUGCUUGGUCAUUUGUGGUGAUAAUAAUGAAGGUAUGUUUGAUAAAGUUCUGUAUUUGUUUCACAAUAAGCUGAAAUGGUAUUAGAGCAUUAGAGAUUAACAAAUGACAUGAAGGUGA
Molecule: messenger RNA, 3479 nt
Organism: Danio rerio (zebrafish)
Lineage: Eukaryota; Metazoa; Chordata; Actinopteri; Cypriniformes; Danionidae
Biological process (GO): proteolysis
Molecular function (GO): cysteine-type peptidase activity
Source: RefSeq, marked validated